Tupaia belangeri chinensis (Chinese tree shrew) is the source of this 1968-nucleotide messenger RNA. Its product is annotated as dimethylaniline monooxygenase [N-oxide-forming] 5. Gene Ontology annotation, molecular function: flavin adenine dinucleotide binding; N,N-dimethylaniline monooxygenase activity; NADP binding. The record is from RefSeq and is a predicted model, not a curated record. The transcript is spliced from 10 exons. Bases 1 to 1968 code for a protein of 655 amino acids. NCBI's taxonomy places the organism in Eukaryota, Metazoa, Chordata, Mammalia, Scandentia, Tupaiidae.
AUGCCAGGGAAAAGGAUCGCAGUGAUUGGUGCUGGGGUCAGCGGGCUGGGAGCCAUCAAGAGCUGCCUGGAAGAGGGGCUGGAGCCCAUCUGCUUUGAAGGGAGCAAUGACAUUGGAGGGCUGUGGAGAUACGAGGAGAAGGCUGAAGGCAGCAGGCCAAGUAUCUACAAAUCUGCCACCAGCAACACGUCAAAGGAGAUGACGGCCUACAGUGACUUCCCUUUCCCUGACCACCUUCCCAACUACUUGCACAACUCCAAAAUCAUGGAGUACCUCAGGAUGUACGUCCAACACUUUCACCUUAUGAAGCACAUCCGGUUUCUGUCAAAGGUAUGCAGUGUGAGGAAGCGCUCUGACUUUUCCUGCACGGGACAGUGGGAUGUGGUGGUUGAGGCUGAAGGGAAGCAGGAAUCCUACAUCUUUGAUGGGAUUAUGGUGUGCAGUGGCCUCUAUUCCGAUCCGUUCUUACCACUCGAGAACUUUCCAGGGAUCAAGAGGUUCAAAGGUCAAUACAUCCACAGCCAGGAAUACAAGAGUCCAGAGAAAUUUCGGGAGAAGAAAAUCGUGGUGGUCGGUAUCGGAAAUUCUGGAGCUGAUUUGGCGGUUGAGCUCAGUCAUGUAGCCGCACAGGUGUUUCUCAGCACAAGACGGGGUGCAUGGAUUUGGAACCGGGUCUGGGACUAUGGGAUGCCCAUGGACACAGUCCUCUUCACUCGUUUUAACUCUGUGUUCAACAAAAUUUACCCAGCGUUCUUAAUCAACCGGUGGGCAGAGAAUAAAUUAAAUGCUCGAUUUAACCAUGAAGUUUAUGGUUUGCAACCCCAACACAGAUUUCUGAGCCACCAAGCUACUAUCAGUGAUGACCUGCCCAACCACAUAAUUUCUGGACAAGUUCUGAUGAAGCCGAACGUGAGGGAGUUCACUGAGACGUCGGCCAUCUUUGAAGACGGCACAGAAGAGGACAUCGACAUUAUCAUCUUUGCCACUGGAUAUACUUUCUGUUUUCCUUUUUUGGAAAAUGAUCCCACAGUUCUGGACAACCAGCGUUCUAUGUUUAAAUUUGUGUUCCCCCCGCAGCUGGAGAAGCCGACACUAGCGUUUAUUGGCAUCCUCCAGCCAGUGGGAGCCACUAUUCCCACGUCGGAAAUGCAGAGCCGGUGGGCGGCCCGCAUAUUCAAGGGAUUGAACAAAUUACCUUCAGUGAGUGGCAUGAUGGCUGACAUAAAAAAGAAGAGAAAAAAAUUUGAAAAAGAGUUCCUGAAUAACCCUCGGGAUACCCGCAGAGUGCAGUAUGUGGAUUACAUGGAUGAAAUUGCUUCGGAAAUAGGAGUGAAGCCCAGCCUGCUCUCCUUCUUCCUGUGGGACCCAAAACUGGCCAUGGAAAUCUUCUUUGGACCUUGCACCCCAUACCAGUACCGCCUACAGGGGCCGGGGAGGUGGGCUGGGGCCCGAGGCGCCAUUCUGACCCAGAGAGGGCGCAUCAUCAAGCCCCUGAAGACUCGCGUCCUGGUCUGUGACCAGCCGCUGCACUCGGUGCCACUUUGGCUUAAAAGCAUCUGCACAGCCAUUCUGCUCUUUGUUCUCGCUUUGGUCGUCAUUAAAGACCCAGGUGAGGACAAAGUAACUCUUCUGAUGAUUUACGGAAACUUAGCAGGAAUAAUGUCCUCAUCAGAAACGCUCUCCACAAGGGGUAUAGCCUACAGAAUCGUAAAUAUCGAGGUAACAGGAUAUUUCAGAUCGAUGCCUAGUGAUGGCGUAAAGCUCCAAGGUCUAUUUCUACCUGGGCAGGAGGGCAGGAAGACACCGCUCAUCACGGCCAACGGGGCCCAGGCCAUUAGAAGCUCCCUUUCUACCCAGGCUUCCACAUCACUGAGAUAUGGGGAAGUAAAUAUGGUACGCUGUGCACUCACCCUUUGUCACCUUCCUCAGUGUGACACCUGUCAGCAUUGUUCACAUCUCAUUGGCUAA